CUUAAGUGUACUGCUGUGCCUCUGUUACCAAACAGAGGGAGUGAGGUGCUGUAGGUUAGUGUGUUUGAAGAAGCAGACACCUGCCGGACAGACAGACUCCACGUUGCCUUCACGGUCCGCAGGAUGAGCAGCGUCCGGACCAUCAUCAGCUCCUCCGCGAUGGUCGCCUGUAUGGCGCUCGGCUACGGCAUGUGGACGAUGAUUUCACCGGGAGAGGAACGACGGAAAGAGCUGAUCAAGAAUCUGCCUGAGGCCAACCCGAUGAGGAUGGAGGAGACGAGGAAGAGGAAUGCUCUGGUGAUGCAGGCUCUGAAGGAGGCGGCUGAAACUGACGACAACAUAGCCAGAGGACUCCGAUCGAAAUAGAUGGACUCGGACCGGGGACCUGUCUGUCUGCAUGGAGUGACAGCUGCUGGGCUAAAACGUGUUGAAAUAAACAUGGACAUUAUAUUGUUCUAUUCUGUAAGCUGUAAUCGCUUUAAUGUAUGGGACAACAAUUUACUGCAGAAUGUUUUAAGCUGUUUAUUAAAACUCAAUGAAAAC
Molecule: messenger RNA, 543 nt
Organism: Labrus mixtus (cuckoo wrasse)
Lineage: Eukaryota; Metazoa; Chordata; Actinopteri; Labriformes; Labridae
Product: ubiquinol-cytochrome-c reductase complex assembly factor 3
Exons: 2
Coding region: 124-366 (80 amino acids)
Biological process (GO): mitochondrial respiratory chain complex III assembly
Source: RefSeq, a predicted model, not a curated record